AAAUGAAUAGGUUUCUAAAGAUAAUACCUUUUCCUUGGUCGUAAAAUUCUAAGAAAGUAUAAAAAGGAAAGAUAACAUUUUCUGAGUGAGGAUUCUGUUUCCAAGUUACUUCACCAGCAGCACGCAAUGACCAUAGGCACAUACUGAGGGAGAAUAUAUGAAGUCAUUAUCGCACAUCCAAAAUGGCGGCCGCCGAGUUACGUGCUGCGGGACUAAUCAUCUUUCGUCGGAGAAAUUUUAAAGGGCCUUUUGAAUAUCUCCUACUACAGACAUCUUAUGGACGACAUCACUGGACACCUCCAAAGGGUCACGUCGACCCAGGGGAGUCGGACAUGCAGACAGCUCUUCGUGAAACUGAGGAAGAAUCCGGGUUAAAGGAAACUAGUUUGGACGUGAUGGAAAACAUAGAGAAGACUCUGAAUUACGAGGUUCGAGGAAAACCCAAGACUGUUAUUUACUGGCCUGCUGAAGUGAAAGAUUAUUAUGUUCGAAUAAAGCUUUCUGACGAACAUCAGGAUUUUAAAUGGCUGGCCAUUGAAAAAGCGUGUGAAUUGUUACAUGACACAACUGGGGAAGCUCUGCGCGAGGUGGACCAAGAAAUACGAAACAUGACGGACUUUUACACUGAUACCUACUGAAAAUGGAUAGCUUAUUUC
Molecule: messenger RNA, 656 nt
Organism: Stylophora pistillata
Lineage: Eukaryota; Metazoa; Cnidaria; Anthozoa; Scleractinia; Pocilloporidae
Product: bis(5'-nucleosyl)-tetraphosphatase [asymmetrical]-like
Biological process (GO): ATP biosynthetic process; AMP biosynthetic process
Molecular function (GO): bis(5'-nucleosyl)-tetraphosphatase (asymmetrical) activity
Source: RefSeq, a predicted model, not a curated record